This is a messenger RNA of Dentiscutata erythropus, 149 nucleotides long. The record is from the annotation of a GenBank genome assembly. Lineage: Eukaryota; Fungi; Glomeromycota; Glomeromycetes; Diversisporales; Gigasporaceae.
AUGAGAGAUCUAAUAUUUCAAAAGCUCAAUCAAUUGAAUCUAAUGACUAUUUUGAAUAUCAACAAAAUUGCUCAACUUCUAAAGAAUAUUCAUCUCAAAAUAAUUUUCAACAAAAUGAAUAUCAAGGAAAUUUACAAAAUAAAUUUUAA